Molecule: messenger RNA, 1118 nt
Organism: Bolinopsis microptera
Lineage: Eukaryota; Metazoa; Ctenophora; Tentaculata; Lobata; Bolinopsidae
Exons: 4
Coding region: 25-780 (251 amino acids)
Source: RefSeq, a predicted model, not a curated record
UACUAUAUAACAAAUAAUUUGAGGAUGUUGAGAAACAUACCCAAGUUACGAGGCGUAUGCAGCACCUCUCUAAUCACGCCAGUGCGCACUGCUGCAGUUGGGCAACCUGACAAGAUUGGCACAUAUCAGACAUCUGUUCUGAAGCGAGAGCUGGAGUAUAAGAGACGGAGAAAAUUAAGGGACAUGAUCAAGGCUGAGCGUCAAUAUGUUGGAUCAUUGCCAGGAAUCAGUAGUGACGAAUAUAGGCCAUCUCUGGAGCCUGGUACUAUUAACCUGCGGUCCAUGCACCCUGUGUAUCAUAGUCCACAACUUAGGAGCCAGACACCCGAACAGACGGCAGCAGCAUGGGCUAAAAUAACAGAAUGGCAAGAGAAGAUUACAGCAGCCCGGGGCACAGACCGACUUGGUCUUGUCAGCGAACUGUUCGACAGCUUCAAGCUUGUAUACGUGGUCCAGGGAGACCCCAAGACAGACUUGAGGCACCCAACUGGGGAAUACGCCACACAAGCUCUGAAACUACACGGAAUAGUGCGCGGGAUAGAGGGGUACAUGGUUCUGAACGUGGCAGAUGAUGAGGAGCUGGAGGAGACGUGUAUUGAGCUGUCAGGGUGCACCUGGAUGCCUCAAGUGUGGGCUGGAGGAAGGUUUAUGGGUGAUUGGAGACAUGUUGCGGAUAUGCACAAUGAUGGGCCCAUGGUGGCCAUGCUGGAGGGGUGUGGCCUGAGUAGCAAGUUGAAGGGGUGUUACUAUGAGGGGAAAUCUCCCUUAGUUAAGUAUUAGACAUUGAUUUGUAGUACGAUAAACUGUAAUGUAAUUAAGUUGUGAGGUGUUACGAGCACAAAGGUUUUUUAAGUUAAAGUAUGAAAAUAUAAAGUCAUGAGAAUUUUCCAUGUUAUGUUUAAAUAGAGGUAUCUUUAGUAUUAUUUAUUAAACACAGGCAUGAGUAUCCUUAAAUUGUCUGACAUGAUAGUUCUAAUAUUUUACUAUCUGUAUGUCCUCUUAUCGUUGAAUAUCAUUACAGAUCAUGUUACUAUCCAGUUAACAUGAAACAUUGUUAAGAACAUAAGUUACAAACUUGUACGUCAUCGUGAAAUUGAGUCAGAUUGUCUGCCAUGUGA